UUCUGAUUCCCCAGAGAACAGAAUCAAGAAAUAGACACAAUGAGAGCAAAAACAUUUAGCAAAAAUAUCUUGUCUUUAUUGGCCUGCAUUCUCCUUCAUAGCUGGCUGCUUCAGUGCUCUGCUCAAAUUGUAGGGAUUCUUCCUGCCUCAUCUACUCCACUGGAAAAAUGCGGGACCAAAGAAUUCCUCGAUGUUGGAUCAGGUGAAUGCCAACCAUGUGUGCCGAAUCAAAUGAAGAGCCCUGAUGGUUUGAGAUGUGUCUGUGUAUCUGGGACCAAUCAGAGUUCUCCUCCUUUGGACUGCAGUCGCUGUAGCACUCUUCCGCCCAGGACGCUGUGGGAGUCCAUGUUCCUCGACGCCAGUUUCCUGGCUUGCAACAAUACCUGCAACGUGACAGCCUGCCAACUUCUCACCAACAUGGUCACUAUGGAAGCUUUCUCUCUGCACAAUAGGGCCUAUGAUCUCUACACAAAGACUAGGAGCCAAGACCUUCCAAAACUAUGGUAUGGCAGCUCUGAAACGUUUCCGUUUCCUCGGGUGUCUUUUGGGAAAAAUUCCCGGGUCCACUUACAGGUUACAAUGUAUGAUGUGCGAGGAAACUUCUUAGGCUGGGAAGAUGUGACCGGAGGCACAUUGCAGCUCUGUCCAGGCAGCCAAGAUGUACUGGAUGCUGCCUUCACGUUUGGAACGUCGUACCAUCAGUCUUGCUCUCUGGAAGUCUUAUAUCUACUGCAAAGAUAUCCUGAGCCCACGUUUUAUGAGCUUUUCUUGCAGUAUGACGAUGAGAAGGGGAAUGUUCGAUGGUGGCCAGUCCCUGUCGAGAAUCCCGCAAUACGAACAAGCAGCACAGCAUCGCUCAAUUCUUGGGCAUUUAGAAGAUUCUUUCUUGUUGAUGGGCUCUCUGGCAGAAAACAGAACUUGACCAAUCCCCCGGAAACUCUGACAGUUGCAACUGAAUUGGUCCUCAGAGUAUACCUGCCAAGUGGUAGCCCAGGAAACCACCCCCCUUUCCUUUUGACAGUGAAAUAUGCAGAGCGAGGCAGCCCUGGAAUCGUGCAGGCGUCAUUUUCCACCACUUACAGUCAUGAUCCUGGAACAGCUCAGCGAGAUACAGAUAUUGCCCUUGCAGUCCUCGGAUCUCUUUCGGUUUUGUACGCCUUGCUGAAGGUCAGCAGUUGGACCCGGCGAUCACGACUCGAGAACAUAAAUCUUAUGAUCGUAGUGAAAUUCUUUGCCUACUUGGCUGGUUCCCUAGCGAACGUCUUUUUCCUGAUCUCCUUGGGAAUUGGUGUUUACUGGCUCAUAGUUUUCAAGGGCCAACAAUUUUCUGCCAUCGAGGUGACACUCCCUCCUGCUGGUGGACAAAUAGAAACCCACUUUAUUAUUUAUGUGCUGUGCUCUUUGGUGUUGAAGACCUUGGACAUCACACACAUGCUAAUCACCCAGUUAACAGUCUCCAUCUUCCUGAUAGACUGGGAAAAGCCAAAGGAGAGAGGGAGGCUGAGAAUACCUGCAGGAGGAGAUCAGAGAGCUGCUUCCUCCGUGAGCGCCUGGAGAACUUUUCUGAUAGCUAACGAGUGGAACGAGCUCCAGACCCACAGGAAAGUAAAUCCUUCGCUUCAGCUGUUAAGCACCUUGCUUCUUCUGGAGGUGGUGGGACUGAAGAACCUUGCAUCGAGAGACCUGAACGUGAAUCUCCAUCCUGGCUCUAAUGCCUAUCUGGCUCCGUGGAGUCCAGUCCUUCGCUUUGGGAUCGCUGCUUCGGUUUGGCUGGCUGUGGGAAUUGUGCAGGUGGUGAUUUCAGUCGGGUUAUAUGAGCGGUUUGUGGAGGACAAGAUCCAGCAGUUCACCGAUCUUUGUUCCUUGAGCAAUGUGUCUGUGUUCAUCCUGAUGCACAGAUGCUACGGUUACUACAUCCAUGGAAGAAGUGUCCACGGCCAUGCAGAUGUGAGCAUGGACACCAUGCACUCUUACCUCCGGAAGGAAGAGGAGAACCUUUGUCCUCUUAGAGGCCUGGAGGCCAACUCGGACAUUCAGACAUUUGAAGUGCUUCUUACUGACAGAACCCGGGUCCUCUAUGACAGAAUAAACCUGCCGUUAGUGGAGGCACCAAGACAGGUCCGGUCUGAUGUUCGUGACCAGAGACUAAGAAGCUACCACACCUUGAACCACUUCCUGGCUUCUUUCCUUGAACACAGGUACAAAGAUAUGGACUAUGUGGUGAAAGACAAAUUUUUGCUGGAACGGAUCCUGGACAUAGAAUUCCAAGAGCCAGGAGACGUGUCUGUGCUGUACAAUGAUGAGAGCGCUUUGUUCGGCAGAGCUCUUUUUUACAACCACGAGCUCACGCUGCUCCUCUUUGAAGCCCUUGUCUUCUGUGCAGUGGAUCUGGGGGCGCAGGAUUUUGUGCUGGCUACUAUUGUCACCUUUGUUGUGCAGAAGCUUCUACAGACUCUGCGUGAUUUUUCCGGAAAGAAGAACCUGGCAGAGAAAACCUUGGUGGAGAAUCAGUUCUUGAUCUAAAGCCAAACAGCAUGCGGGUGCAUUGAAGUCUUUGAACGCUACACUUGCUGGAGAUGUCACAAGGAACUGGGGACCUUAUUUCUUUUCAUCCCUUUGAGUGUGGCAUGUGCACCUUUUUAUGCAGACCAGGCACAGCCCUGGAAGCUGCCAAGUUCCAGUCCUUAAGGGUGUGGUCGUUGAUACUUGAGUGCCUCUGAACAUGUGCCAAGGAGCUUCCCCAGAGGAGGAAAGAAUGUUAUGACACCACCCAACUUUUGCACACUUGUGAUGAAGUUACAUGGAGCUCUAUCAUCUCUUUUUGGUGUGGGUUGGAAUGAAAGGUUUGCUCUCUGGUGGACGCAGUGGGGAGGAAUUUCACUUCAUGCUCUGCAGUCUUUGAAAUGGUGUGGUGAAGAAGACCUGGGCCCCUCGUUUCAUCAUGACAUCCAUUCGCUGAGCUUUGGGUAACAAUAAUCUGUGUAUCUACACUACCUCGCAGGGUUGUUUGGGGGAUAAAAUGUAGGAGGAGAGCCAUGUUUGUCCAGUUCCUUGCGAGAAAGGUGGGAUAAAAAUGUAAAAAUAAUAAUAAUA
Molecule: messenger RNA, 3093 nt
Organism: Eublepharis macularius
Lineage: Eukaryota; Metazoa; Chordata; Lepidosauria; Squamata; Eublepharidae
Product: meckelin-like
Exons: 24
Coding region: 40-2523 (827 amino acids)
Biological process (GO): cilium assembly
Cellular component (GO): ciliary transition zone; MKS complex
Source: RefSeq, a predicted model, not a curated record